This is a messenger RNA of Cylicocyclus nassatus, 1617 nucleotides long. The record is from the annotation of a GenBank genome assembly. Lineage: Eukaryota; Metazoa; Nematoda; Chromadorea; Rhabditida; Strongylidae.
CAAAGAUGGUGUCACGCCCAUAGCGGCUGCAUAAAAGCAGGCGAAUCUCGAAUAGUUCGAAAAUCUACAAAAUGUUCCUUUUUUCGAUUUUGCCUCUAACGGCAAUAUUAGUGCCUUCAGCUUCGUCAGAAGCGUAUUGCUCUGAUGGUCAACUCGAAAAGUCGGUUAUCGAUUCUAUACUAGACCCUAUCAAUAAAAUACGAUCGGUGUUGGCACAGGGAAAUUUGAAAGACGGUAAAGCACCUCCAGCGAAUAUAUUUCCACAAGCGAAUGCAAUGAACAAACUUGAAUGGGACUGCAAUCUGGAGAAAACCGCGAUAAGAAAACUCGACUGUGACAUUUCGACAGCACCUGUAGUUAACAAUAAAGCAGUGCUCUUCUAUGACGAUCCUGAUGAAUUCGGGCUUUCGCCGAGCUGUGCGGUCGCCGCUUGGUUAAGGGAGCAUAGCGCGGCUUCGUUUAACGGCCUCACUGGGGCCCCUACUGAAAUCAAAAGGCCUAAUAAUGAUGGCAAAUUCGAGAACUUCGCUAAUCUUAUGAAUGAUAAAACGACAAAGAUUGGCUGUGCACACAUUUGUGAAUCCGGAAAGAGACCCCUGUUAUGCCUAACAAACAAACCCCCAAUUCCUAAAGAUGGAACUGGAGUUAUCUAUACGGUUAAUGCAACAAAAGCCUGUAGUGGUUGUAACAAAAACACUAGACCGUGCAACACAGAAACAAGAUUGUGCGAAGCGCCCGAGCAAUCAACCACAGAGUCCACAACAGAGGCCACAACAAAGACCACAACAGAGACCGCAAAGGCCACAACAAAGGCCACAACAAAGACCACAACAGAGACCGCAAAGGCCACAACAACAACAACCAUGAAGGCUUCCUAUCCUGGCGAGCUACCCACAGGAACGAAUAAAGAUUGCCCGGACAAUGUCGGAAUGACUGAUGAACUCAGGACGCAGUACGUGAACACACAAAACGACAAGAGAAGCAGUCUCGCGAAAGGCGGCCAAGUCAAAAGACCAAGCGGAAACAUUCUACCAUCUGGAGCAAAUAUCCUAAAACUGAGUUUUAAAUGCGAGCUGGAAAAAAAAGCUAUUGAAGAAGUGCGAGAAUGUCCUACAUAUAAGACGUCCGAUAAUAAUUCGUAUGGUAAAAACUUCGGCACUAGUAUUGUUACAUCAACUUACAGUGAUGCAUUAGAUAAGGCUGUGACAAAUUGGUGGAAUGUGGUUAGUACCGAAAGAAAUGGUCCAGGAAUGCAAGUGACAUUCCGUAGUAAUCAUGUGAACCAACCCGUAGAAUCGUAUACCCAGAUUGCUUGGGCCAACACCAAAUACACUGGAUGUGCAAUCGCCAAAUGCUCAUCUUCCUACACGGUCAUAUGUCUAUAUGAGCCAAAAGGUAACAUCGUGGACCAAGUGCUUUACAUGAAAGGAAGUCCUUGUGCUGCUUGUCCUACGACAUGCGACAGCGCUCUUGGACUCUGUGUGCAGUGAUCGUAACUCUAAACAACUAUACAUCGCUUAUCCUGUCUUUUCUUUAGACUUUUCUACUAUACGGGGGCGCUUCAUCUUUCGUAGUCAUCUUUCGUUUAGGUAUUGCUUUUUACUCUUGCUAGUAAAU